This is a messenger RNA of Schistocerca piceifrons (Central American locust), 1347 nucleotides long. Its product is annotated as T-related protein-like. Lineage: Eukaryota; Metazoa; Arthropoda; Insecta; Orthoptera; Acrididae. Gene Ontology annotation, cellular component: nucleus. Gene Ontology annotation, biological process: mesoderm formation; regulation of transcription by RNA polymerase II; heart morphogenesis. The record is from RefSeq and is a predicted model, not a curated record. The coding region runs from base 1 to 1347 and encodes 448 amino acids. Gene Ontology annotation, molecular function: RNA polymerase II cis-regulatory region sequence-specific DNA binding; DNA-binding transcription factor activity, RNA polymerase II-specific. The transcript is spliced from 8 exons.
AUGGCGCAGUCGCACAUCCUGUCCGCCGUGGAGCCCGAGCUGGCCGGCAGGGGCGUGGCCGGCAAGGGCGACCCCUCGGAGCGGGACCUGAGCAUCACGCUGGACGACCGCGAGCUCUGGACCAAGUUCCAGUGCCUCACCAACGAGAUGAUCGUCACCAAGAACGGCAGGAGGAUGUUCCCUGUGGUGAAGGUAACUGCUUCUGGUCUAGAUCCCGCAGCCAUGUACACGGUGCUGCUAGAAUUUGUGCAGAUAGAUCCCCACAGAUGGAAGUAUGUGAAUGGUGAAUGGGUACCAGGGGGGAAGGCAGAGGUGCCACCUCCAAAUCCCAUAUACAUUCACCCAGAAUCACCCAACUUUGGUGCUCACUGGAUGAAAGAGCCCAUUUCAUUUGCAAAGGUUAAGCUCACAAACAAGACAGAUGGAAAUGGACAGAUAAUGUUGAACUCUCUCCACAAAUAUGAGCCUAGAGUUCACCUAGUAAAGGUCGGAUCAGAGCAACGCAGGGUUCUUACAUACCCUUUCCCAGAGACACAAUUCAUUGCUGUUACUGCUUACCAAAAUGAAGAGGUAACAUCAUUAAAAAUAAAGUAUAAUCCCUUUGCUAAAGCAUUUCUGGAUGCAAAGGAACGACCUGAUAACAUUUAUCAAAGAGAAUUCAUGCAAGGAUAUCCUCAAACUCAGCAGACGCAGUACCCUCAAUACAGUUCCUGGUUGUUGCCGCAGCCAGUUUAUUCUCCACUAUCAUCCCCAUGUGACAGGCAUCACGCGACAUUGCGGAACCCGCGAACUUCUCCGUAUCCUACAGUACAGCAACAUCGCACCAACAAGCCCCUGUCAUCCACACCUCCUCCCCCACAUGUCACCUACUCUGAGCCACAGUCGACAACUGCAAGCAUGUUCAGCCCACCAACAAGUUUUGCGUGGUCAAUCACAUCACCACAGCCAAUGAGCUCACCUUCAGCAAACAUCGGAAGCAGUGGGGCGUGGUCGGUGCCUGGAAGCUCAACGCCACCACCCACUCACUCCCUGGGGACACCACCACCACCUCCCCCACCGUCAGCGGGAUAUGCUACUUGGCACCAUCUAGGAACAAUGGACCUGGCAGGCCAAGGGUCACCUUACCACCAGCACUAUCAGGGAACAGAGUUCCUGCCCCUCAUAGCAGACGAGCCCACGACGGCCCCAGCUCCCGAGUACCAUCAGCCGUCACCUCAGCCGCAGCAGCGAUCCUCUCCGGUCUCCCUGUAUCGGCACGAGAAGACCGAACCGUACAGCGACGAAGGCACGGGCUCGCCAGCAUCACGCAACGAGUGCUGGAGUCCACUGCCUCAUGCUACACUGUGA